AUGGCCAGCGGUAGGCCCCCUGGCUCCCACCAUGUCCCUGGCGACGAUGAUCUUCUGUUGAGCUCGAGUCCCAGCCCGGGGCCGGUCUACAACACCGGUCAACCCCCGCCAGUUAGCGAUGAGCAUCUGCCGCAGUUCAUCGAUCAGCACAGCGCCCAGUCGCGUCCAUCAAUAUCCAAUGAUCAAUUUAUCGGCGCUCAGGUGCAACCGCACGGUUCAUACGCUUCCUCGACCCCAGCCAAUGCGCCUCAGAGUCGGUUUCUUCAAGAGUCGCACGCGGCAGGAUAUCGAUCCGAGUCACACUCGGAUCUCGCCUAUGGGCAGGAGCCGAUCGACCGAUACGACUCCAACCUGGACCGAUAUGACACCCACUAUGACCAUGCCAACUACCACGAUGGUGAGAGCUAUUACGACGAUCCGUUCGAGCCGCAAAUCCCCAGUGAAGGCCACGUGCGCAAGGCAAAUGAACGCAAUAGCAUUAUGGGCCUAGGGGGCGGCUUGAUGGGGAAGGCCAAAUACAUGUUCGGCAUGGGUCCACAGUAUUCAGAAAUGGAUCUGCCGUUGACAGAGGCUGGCGCGAGACGAGCAACGGUGGAUAGCACCGGACAACCCGCCGCUACCCCGAAAGCGCAUAAAAAGACCGGCGCAUCUGGCCUGGCGUCUCUGUUCGGGCGUCGCAAGGUCGACCCGGCCAGCCUGGGUCCCCGCAUCAUCCAGGUCAAUAACGCGCCCGCAAAUGCAGCACACAAGUUCAUCAGCAAUCAUGUGUCGACCGCCAAGUACAACAUUGCCACUUUUAUCCCGAAAUUCCUCUUCGAACAGUUCUCAAAAUAUGCCAAUCUCUUCUUCCUCUUUACUGCCGUUCUGCAGCAGAUCCCCAACGUUUCUCCAACCAACAGAUAUACAACGAUCGCUCCCUUGGCUAUUGUGUUGCUGGUGUCUGCCAUCAAGGAGCUGGUCGAAGAUUAUAAGCGUCGGACGUCGGAUAGAGGUUUGAACUAUUCUAAAACGCAAGUCCUCAAGGGUUCCUCCUUCCACGAAACAAAAUGGGUGGACGUGGCGGUGGGAGAUGUGGUUCGAGUCGAGUCCGAACAGCCGUUCCCCGCUGAUCUAGUGCUACUGGCCUCGUCCGAGCCCGAGGGUUUGUGCUAUAUUGAAACAGCCAACCUGGAUGGGGAGACCAACUUGAAGAUCAAGCAGGCCAUUCCCGAGACAGCUCAUCUCGUCAGCCCCAGCGAUCUUAGUCGCCUGAGUGGGCGCGUCCGGUCCGAGCAACCCAACAGCAGUCUAUACACGUACGAAGCAACGUUGACCAUGAAUGUCGGAGGCGGCGAAAAGGAACUUUCUCUGGCACCUGAUCAGUUGUUGCUUCGAGGUGCAACCUUGCGAAAUACUCCCUGGAUCCAUGGCAUUGUUGUGUUUACUGGUCAUGAGACGAAAUUGAUGCGAAACGCGACCGCCACGCCCAUCAAGCGCACUGCCGUCGAGCGCAUGGUGAACAUUCAGAUUCUCAUGCUUGUCAGCAUUCUCGUCGCACUGAGUGUUAUCAGCUCUGUCGGAGAUCUUGUCAUUCGCCAAACAGCGUCCAACAAGCUUGCCUAUCUCGACUACGGGUCCGUCAACCCAGUGAAGCAAUUUUUCAUGGAUAUUUUCACUUAUUGGGUCUUGUACUCUAACCUGGUCCCCAUUUCACUCUUCGUUACCAUUGAGAUUGUCAAAUACUUCCAAGCGUUUCUCAUCAAUUCCGACUUGGACAUGUAUCACGUCGAAAAAAAUACGCCGGCGACGUGUCGUACCUCAUCGCUGGUGGAGGAGCUUGGCCAGAUUGAGUACAUCUUUUCCGACAAGACGGGUACGCUGACUUGCAACAUGAUGGAAUUCAAGCAGUGCACGAUUGCAGGCAUUCAGUACGGAGACGAUGUUCCGGAGGACCGCCGAGCCACCGCUGACGAAGAUGGCGAGUACGGUAUUCAUGAUUACAAGACUCUUCGCAAGAAUUUGGUCUCUCAUCCAUCGCAGGGGGCUAUCCAGCAAUUCUUAACUCUCUUGGCAACCUGUCACACCGUCAUCCCUGAAUGGAAGGGAGACGAUCCGUCGCAGAUCAAAUACCAGGCAGCUUCUCCAGAUGAGGGGGCCUUGGUUGAUGGAGCCGCCAUGUUGGGAUAUCGCUUCACCAAUCGCAGGCCGCGGUCAGUCAUCUUCACGGCCAACGGGGUUGAGCAGGAGUAUGAGUUGCUGGCUGUUUGCGAAUUCAAUUCGACCCGAAAGCGCAUGUCGACCAUCUUCCGUUGCCCCGAUGGCAAGGUCCGCAUUUACUGCAAGGGUGCUGAUACGGUCAUCUUGGAGCGUCUGCAUCCUGACAACCCCACUGUUGAGGUCACCCUUCAACACCUUGAAGAGUAUGCCUCAGAGGGCCUGCGGACUCUUUGCCUCGCCAUGCGUGAAGUUCCCGAGGACGAGUACCAACGAUGGAGCCAGAUCUUCAACGCAGCAAACACCUUUGUCGGAGGAACCCGUGGCGACGAGCUUGACAAAGCAGCGGAGCUCAUUGAAAAGGAUUUUUAUCUGCUAGGCGCCACCGCAAUUGAAGACCGUCUGCAGGAUGGCGUUCCAGACACCAUUCACACUUUACAAACUGCUGGCAUUAAGAUUUGGGUCUUGACUGGUGAUCGGCAGGAGACCGCCAUCAACAUUGGCAUGUCCUGCAAGCUCAUCUCAGAGGACAUGACCCUUCUCAUCAUCAAUGAGGAGAACGCCGAGGCCACCCGUGCGAACCUCCAAUCCAAGAUGGACGCUGUCAAAAGCCAAACCGCAUCCGGGGAUGUUGAGCCCCUGGCUUUGAUCAUUGAUGGCAAGUCGUUGACGUUUGCGUUGGAGAAGGACAUGGAGAAAUUGUUCCUCGACCUUGCAGUCAUGUGCAAGGCCGUGGUUUGCUGUCGUGUGUCUCCGCUGCAGAAAGCUCUGGUUGUGAAGCUAGUUAAGCGUCAUCUGAAAUCGCUGCUUUUGGCCAUUGGCGACGGUGCCAAUGAUGUUUCCAUGAUCCAAGCUGCGCAUGUUGGUGUGGGCAUCAGCGGAAUGGAGGGUCUUCAGGCUGCACGGUCGGCUGAUGUGGCCAUUGCUCAAUUCCGAUUCCUUCGAAAACUGUUACUGGUUCACGGUGCUUGGAGCUACUCCCGUAUCAGCAGAGUCAUUCUCUACUCUUUCUACAAAAACAUUACCUUGUACAUGACACAGUUUUGGUAUUCUUUCCAAAACGCCUUUUCCGGUGAAGUCAUUUACGAGUCUUGGACCCUGUCGUUUUACAACGUUUUGUUCACCGUACUUCCUCCCUUCGCUAUGGGCAUUUUCGAUCAGUUUAUCUCGGCUCGCUUGCUGGACCGUUAUCCCCAACUUUAUCAACUUGGGCAAAAAGGCGUCUUCUUCAAGAAACACAGCUUCUGGGCUUGGGUCCUCAACGGCUUCUUUCACUCCCUGCUCCUCUAUCUGGUUUCCCAACUGAUCUUCUUAGGGGAUCUGCCGAUGAGCAACGGUCAGGUUGCAGGCCACUGGGUCUGGGGCGAGGCUCUGUAUACCGCUGUUCUUGCGACAGUUCUAGGCAAGGCUGCAUUGAUCUCGAACAUCUGGACCAAGUACCACUUCAUCGCCAUUCCUGGAUCGAUGGUACUCUGGUUGGCUUUCCUCCCCGCCUAUGGUUAUGCAGCUCCUGCCGUUGGAUUUUCCCGUGAAUACUACGGCACCAUCCCCUUCCUCUUCAAAACACCCGUCUUCUAUCUUAUGGCGAUCGUUUUGCCAUGCAUCUGUCUCAUGCGCGAUUUCGCUUGGAAGUAUGCCAAACGCAUGUACUAUCCACAGCACUAUCACCACGUUCAGGAGAUUCAGAAGUACAACGUGCAAGAUUAUCGUCCGCGCAUGGAACAAUUCCAAAAGGCCAUUCGCAAAGUUCGCCAAGUUCAGCGUAUGCGCAAGCAGCGUGGCUAUGCAUUUUCGCAAGCCGACGAUGGCGGUCAAAUGCGAGUUUUGAACGCCUAUGAUACCACUCAGGGCCGUGGACGUUACGGAGAGAUGGCGAGCUCGAGGAAUCCCGGGCAAUGA
Messenger RNA from Penicillium oxalicum, 4092 nucleotides. Its product is annotated as aminophospholipid-translocating P4-type ATPase DRS2. Gene Ontology annotation, biological process: endocytic recycling; phospholipid translocation; intracellular protein transport. Lineage: Eukaryota; Fungi; Ascomycota; Eurotiomycetes; Eurotiales; Aspergillaceae. Bases 1 to 4092 code for a protein of 1363 amino acids. The transcript is spliced from 2 exons. Gene Ontology annotation, cellular component: plasma membrane. Gene Ontology annotation, molecular function: ATP binding; ATPase-coupled intramembrane lipid carrier activity; ATP hydrolysis activity. The record is from RefSeq and is a predicted model, not a curated record.